Brassica napus (rape) is the source of this 753-nucleotide messenger RNA. Its product is annotated as F-box/kelch-repeat protein At4g38940-like. Bases 1 to 753 code for a protein of 250 amino acids. Gene Ontology annotation, molecular function: protein binding. NCBI's taxonomy places the organism in Eukaryota, Viridiplantae, Streptophyta, Magnoliopsida, Brassicales, Brassicaceae. The transcript has 4 exons. The record is from RefSeq and is a predicted model, not a curated record.
AUGUCUUCCAAUAUUAGGGCAGAUAAGAAGCAAUCGCCGUCGUCGUCUCUGAUUACGUCACUUCCGGAGAACGUCGUCGUUGACAUCUUGGCGCGUGUACCGAGACGUGACUAUCCAAGAGUGUCCCUCAUUUUUAAGUACUUCCGGGACGACCGUGUGAACCGUUUGUAUACUCUCCGCCGGAAAGGAAACGGCAAUAGCAGCCGACGCCACUUGGUCCUAAUCCCUGGGCUCCCUGAUAUGCCUCGUAAAGGAAGCUAUGUAGCUAUGUGUUCGAGGAUAUAUGUGUUUGAUGGGAUUAAUUCUUACAUCAUCGACUGUACAUCACACACUGUGCAACAUCUCUUGAAGAUGCCUGUCCCCAUGUCUGAUACAGCCGCUGACGUCAUCGGCGAAACACAAAUGUGGGAAGGUCCAAUGACAGUGCCAGGGAUGAAGAUACGUAAUGGUUGCCUGGUGGUGAUGGCUGGUAAGAUGUACAUGAGGGAUCUCCAGAAGAGCUUUGUGUACAACCCAAAGGAAAGCACAUGGGAAACGGACGAGGUGCUUAACUCAAUGGAGUGGGAGAACGCGUGUGUUGUUGAUGAUGUUUUGUACUUUUACGAUUAUUUUGGCAAGGAAUUGAGAGCGUAUGAUCCAGAGCACAAGUGUUGGGGAGUGGUGAAAGGUUUGGAUGAUUUUUUGGCUGAGAUGAGACGUGUUGGUUGUUUUUGGCCAGUGACUGUGAGUUACGCUGGCAAACUGUGGAAGUGA